AUGUCCGCCGAUGAACUAUCGAACCCGUUGACCGAGUCCGGCGUCACGAUCCCGUCAGACAGCGAGCAGUAUUCGGCGCCCGAUUCUACGUCACCACAAUCUCCAUCAUCGUCGUCCUCCCCCGCCGUAAUCCUUUACCAGCCACCAACCGUCUGGUCGCUAUUCCGCAGCGCCGUCAUCAACCUGUUCCUCCCCUUUGUGAACGGAAUGAUGUUGGGAUUCGGAGAGCUCUUUGCCCAUGAAGCUGCGUUUAGGUUGGGAUGGAGCAAUACUAAAGUCUUCCCCGUCAGCAGACGAGAGGCGCAUUCGAUCGGCCCCGGUAUCGAAGUCGUCGAGAGGUCGAGGCGGAGGGUGGACUUGGAUGACCUGACCAGCUUGGAGUGA
Sordaria macrospora k-hell is the source of this 384-nucleotide messenger RNA. RefSeq lists its product as uncharacterized. NCBI's taxonomy places the organism in Eukaryota, Fungi, Ascomycota, Sordariomycetes, Sordariales, Sordariaceae. Gene Ontology annotation, cellular component: mitochondrial outer membrane. Gene Ontology annotation, biological process: protein insertion into mitochondrial outer membrane; mitochondrial outer membrane translocase complex assembly. The record is from RefSeq and is a predicted model, not a curated record.